Molecule: messenger RNA, 2367 nt
Organism: Pocillopora meandrina
Lineage: Eukaryota; Metazoa; Cnidaria; Anthozoa; Scleractinia; Pocilloporidae
Source: the annotation of a GenBank genome assembly
AUGAGAUAUGAAUGUCAACUGAGCUACUCUAGUCGGUUUGUUGGACUCAAAAGUUUUACCGAAGACGACGAAUACCUGUACCGAGGACUAAAGGUGAUGAAAUGAUGGUAAAUCGAUCUAACAUAUCGUGGUACGAUUAUGGACUUACGGGUGAGCAAUUUCCUGAAAAAAGGAAUGAUUCUAAAGUCAUAACGUCCCAUCGUAACGUAUUUGAUAAAAGAAACUUUUUGUACACCAACUAUAACUAAUCGAGCUGAUGUGAGAAAAUGAAAAGCUGUUGAGCUAAAAGGCUAGGUAACUUAAAGUAUUGACUUGUAGCUGGUAUUUAGUUGGGAAAGGUUUUCAUAUAACCCUAUACUCCUGUAAACAAAGCCGUAAUCCCUAAGGUAAUCUAUCGUUUUCAGUAAUGUUUUCUUUAUCCAUGAACUGUGUGUACAAUGAAGUAUGGGGCUGUGCAGAAAUCUUUCCUUUCCUCGCAUCGUUGACCAAUUUUAGCUAGAUUUUUUUACGGAAUUCAUGGAAAGGUGAAAGAAGCCGAUAGCUUCCAAACAAAAAUGAAAUUUAAAUAAAAAUAACCACGUACAAUUCAAGAGCACGCUUUUUUAUCAAAAUAAUCCUCAUAAAUGUGCGAAUAAAAAUUUCUUCAGUCAGAUAGCGAUUCCUUAUCGUUGCGCAGUGCUCAAACUUGUCCCUAGAAAUUAAUUCUAAUUAUUCAGAAGUGUGAUAAGAUCGAUCGAUAUGAAGAACAGUAACGAUAAUAACUCUAACGGUAUUUUCUUUCUUCCAACAGAGCGUUUGUAAGAUGAGUGACUCGUUUUCUGGUAGCAAUGGGUUGUGAAUUUCCAACUAUCAGGAAAACACUGCACAGUGCAGAUGUCGUGAAGGAUAUUAUGGACAGCCUUGCAGUAAGUACAUUUUAAUAUAAAAUUGCCCAGUGUUUUGACUAGUGUGAUAUGUAUAUAUAUAUGGAGAGAGACAGACAGACAGACAGACGGACAAAGACAGAGAGACAGAGAGACAGAGAGACAGAGAGACAGAGAGACAGAGAGACAGAGAGACAGAGAGACAGAGAGACAGAGAUACAGAGAGACAGAGAGACAGAGAGACAGAGAGAGAGAGAGACAGAGACAGAGCAGAGAGAGAAAGAGAGAGAGAGAGAGAGAGAGUAAUAAUACACGGGCGCGCGUAGAUAUGGAAUUUCUCUUCGAGUAUUUAACUCGAUAGCUCACAAGUGAGCGCAGCAAACGAGUGAGAUAUCGAGUUGAACACGAGAAGAGAAAUUCCAUAUCUACAAGCAACCAUGUAUUAUUUUGUUUAUCAUAUAAACACAAUAGCCCUUUACUGAGAAGAAAAACCGACUUUAUUAAUGAGUGAAAAUAAAUUAAUCGACAAUCUCCGAAUAACAAUCGUAGAGUACGUUGGCGCUAACUCUUAAGAUGGAAAAAUGCGUUGAAUCAUGAUUACAAAACCAACAGUGGUUGUAAUUUUCAAUUUACAAAAUUCUCAUUCAUUGACAAUCUUCCAGUUGUCCUUUUUUCAUUCUCAGCCGAGAGAAAUGCUAACACUAAAGCCACUGAAAACGUAACUUUCGGUUUGAACCUUACUGUCUGUCAGCAAUACAGAGUUUUUAGUGUUUUAGUCGCCAUAUAGUUCGAGGAAGCUCUGAUACACAACUUCUAUUGAGAAUCGUGAAGGCUUUGCCGUUCAUUCGUCAACCUGACCGAGUGUCAUUUUUCCCAGAAGCUAGUGGCUGGAAACUUAAAAAUGUAUACAUCGCCGAGAUAUCCGAUGAAUAAUUUUUGAGUUGCCCCUAUGAAAAAAAACGACCCCCCCCCGCAAAGAUUUUUUUACAUCUAAAGAAAAUAGAAAAUUCAUAAAAAAGAUGACUUUUUUAUCCCACGGCCAAAUUCGCCGAGACUGAUCUGGAUAAUUCAUCGACAACUGUCAUUUUCGAUCUGGUCAACAAAUAGAUGACGUCAAAAUGUACUAAAAACAAGCCUACCCAGUCAUGUAGCCGAGUUUAGUAGAUCAUCGUUUGCAAAAUCCUCUGUGGCCAUCACCAUCUUUUCUACGAUCGUUGAUUUAAUGGUAUUCUCACAUUCGGCAGGUAAAUAUGUUUGAAUCUGCCCUUUUCAAUCCUAUUUUUGUUUCCUUACUUUCUUGAUCUUUUAUUCAGGAUGCCUUCCAUUGAAAAAUAUCAGCAAUGGCAUCGCACAGACAUAUAAAACUCGAGAUGACAAAGUAAUCUACAAAUUCCGUUGUAACUCCGGUUUCUUCCUGAACGACUCAACUGCCAUAUCGUGUUUUCGAGGUCAGCGGAAUGGCUCGACACCGAGCUGUCUGCAAGGUAAAGAGAUCUUUGUGUGA